GAAGUACAGUCGCCUACACAGUUAACCCACUACAUCCGGCACGUUUCACGAAGGUCGAGUUCAAGUCGCAUGUUUACUGGAUAAAAGGAAAAAGGACUCAGUAUCCUUUGGGAGGACAGCCCAAGGUUGUGGCAGCUGUAAAGGGCAAGACUUGCAGCGAGGGUGAAACUGGAUACUCAGACGCGUAGGCUAAGCCCUCUAGGCUGUGAUGAUCUAAUCGCAGAGAAAAAUACGGGCAACAGAUGUUUUGACUUGUAACCUCGCUGUUUUUAGGGAUUACCAAGAAAGACUGUUAACGUGUGGUACGUAUACAGCGUCUGUCUUCGAGAUCGCACUUGUUUUCUUGAAGAAAGCCACCGUUGCUUCAAGUAGGACGGACCUUGGAACAAGGAAGUAGUCAGGCUAUUUCAGAGUGUCUGAUUCACUGGUUGUGAAUCACUCACUUAUAAGUCUAUUAGAUCACAGCACCGGGACUUCAUAAACCUGUUACCAGCAUAGCUGUGGCCACAGUAAGAUGUCCGGACUGAUUAUGAAGUCAACUGAAGGAGAAUUUCCUACCGAAAUCGCGUCUUCGGUCGACGGUAAUGGAACAUUUCUUGACAAUGAGACAACAACUGGGGAUGAUUUCUUUUUCGCGUCGGACUCGCCGUAUCUGGAGUUUCAAAUUUCCUACUUGGUUCUGGCCAUGACUCUGUCGCUGGUUGGAAACAUGGCCGUGAUAGUCGUCGUGGUGUACGACAAGAAACUUCGCAAGCCCGGGAACUAUCUACUCUGCGGCCUGUCGUGUGGAGACAUCGUGCAGUCGCUGAUCUAUGUCCCGACUGCGCUCAAAGUUCUAACGCAAGGACUCGACUACGUGCCAACCGGGGCAGAUUGCGUGCUCCAAGGAGCGCUGUUCCAAGUCGCCUGCGUCUUCUCUCUCAACGCUCUCAGCGCCAUCGCAUUUGACCGUUACCAGUUCAUCUGCAACCCUCUUCACUACAAGACCAGAAUGACCAAAGGAAAGAUAGCGGGUAUGCUGGUCAUAUGUUUGAUAUUAGGACUUGUCGCUGGUAUCGUGCCUUACCUAGAAGGACAGACAUUUGUUUACAUGCCCGGGUAUCUCAUGUGCCGGUACCGUGGCUCUCUCGGCGCGGAUAGAGUCAUCAUGACCGUGUGCUGUUUCAUCCCAACCGUUGUCAUCAUGACUUACACCUACGGGAACAUCUUUCGAGAGGCAAGGCGGCACCAGAAGCGACUAUGGCAAACCUCCAACAAGUCCUCCCCCCAGGAAGCCGAGUUCCGCCGAGGACUGAAGACAGCCGUCACGAUAGGUAUCGUCUUCGUUAUCUUUUGGGUCAGCUGGCUACCCUUUCUUGUCACAACAAUCUCUCUCAACUACAAAGACGCCAAAGACCUGACUACGUUCCAUAGGCUUGCUCAGCGGAUUUCUCCAAUGGUUUACAUCGUGUCUACGUUUACGAACCCGAUCAUAUACUGCCUCAGAAAUAGGACAUUUUUGAAAGCGCUGUGCAAUCUUGCAGAGAAGACAUUCGGACCAAAAAAAGACGCUUUUAUCAUGGAUAAACGGUUAUCUAUAAGGAUGAAGCAAAGAAAGCUUCCGGCAAGAUCACUUUCUUCAGAUAUAAGUUGAGUUUCUAUUUCUACACUUACGUCUUGGAUGUUUGUUAAUUUUUUAUCUGAAUAGUAUUUAUCAUGCGCUGUGAGUAGGUUGGCUAGUAAAGGAUGACAUUUUUGUGUUUUGAAUAUUGCGUUAAGAAUCUUAGAGGAUGUAAUGGUAUUACACAUUGUGAAAAAAAUUUUGGCAAAUAUGUUUUAUGUCAACAAUGCAAAUUUUCUAAACUCUCGAAUGUGCAACGCUAAUUCACCUUUAUCUACGCGAUUCCACGGUAACCUAUAUCCGUUCAUUAAGUAGGUUGUAUAUGUUGAGACAUCAAGUCGAAGGAUGGUGGUUUCUUGUUGCAAUAUGUUGAAAAUAGUACAGUUUGAAAUCUUCGCCCGUAGACAUGUCCCGAGUUUGAAAACAACAACUACAACGGAUAUAGGAAACCCAUCGGAUAAAAGUGAACUAGUGUUACUGAUACCGUUGUCAUAUUUUAAACGUUGUAAGCAUGAAACUUCGCUGUAAACCUCUUGGAGGUACCGAGAAAUGUUGACUUCAUGUGUAGUUUAUUGUCGUCACAGAUACCAACUGUUAUCAGAUAUUGGCAGGUCUAUGAAAUAAAUAUCAUGCAAAUCUUA
Branchiostoma floridae (Florida lancelet) is the source of this 2241-nucleotide messenger RNA. RefSeq names its product trace amine-associated receptor 3-like. The record is from RefSeq and is a predicted model, not a curated record. The coding region runs from base 515 to 1633 and encodes 372 amino acids. Gene Ontology annotation, molecular function: G protein-coupled receptor activity. Gene Ontology annotation, biological process: G protein-coupled receptor signaling pathway. The transcript has a single exon. Lineage: Eukaryota; Metazoa; Chordata; Leptocardii; Amphioxiformes; Branchiostomatidae. Gene Ontology annotation, cellular component: membrane.